UGGGGAGUUUUUCUCAUAAAACUUUUCCAUUAAAAGCUCCUGUUGAACCCCCAUUCAGUGAUUCCUUACAAUUCAACAUAUAUGUGUAUAUAAAUAAAUAAACUUAAUAAACUAUUGCAACUGUAUUAACUCUCUUUUUUCCCUUUUUUUUUUUUUUUUUUGUUUUCCCUUUACUUUUUCUGAAAACAUCUUUUUUCUUUGGAAUGCACCAUCUUCAUACUACGUAGGCUACCUUUUAUGGCCAACUGACCAUGUUAAAGGCUUAUUUAUUAGCUUCCGAAGUUUAUUGUUGGGUUAUGACACUGAGGAAGUAAAUGGUAUUAAGUAAUUGAAGUGUAAACUUUUUAGCAAGAUAUAAAAGAGUAGAAAUAUUGAAAACAAAUGCAACUUAACACCUAAAAUUUUGCUGGAAAGGCAUUUGAAUUAGUUUUUAUGGCUAAAGUUGAAAAAGGCAAUUUAAAGGGAUUCUCUUUCUUUAGUCUUUCUUCUCAUAAAUAUAGUCAAUGAAUUUCAACUUUCAAGUCAAGUAAGUCCCUGCUCUUCGUUUUCUUAUUCUUAUUUUUUCAAUUUUCAGAGUAAUAAUAUGUGCACAAACAAAUUACACACAAAUAUGUGACAUACAUUUAUAUAUGAAGUUACCUCAACCAAUUAUUUUUAUUCAAAAUGAAUUCUACUUAUCUAAAAUGAUUUGUCACGUGAGUGUGAUUUAUAUGUACACAUAUUAUCAAUCCUUUUUUAAUAUCCUUCUAUAUGCUAUAUAAUAGGGUGUACUUGCUAAUAAUAUACUUUUUAUUAUAAUUUUUAUUUUUAUUUGUUAUAAAUAUAAUAUGUUGUCACAUAGGUAUAAAAGAAUUAUCAAAUGGCUGUGCACCAUAACCGAAUAACUGAAUUAAGGAACGAAUCUUUCUCUUUUUUUUAUUAAUUUUUCUCACCUUCCCCAUGAAGGUUCCAAAAUUACAUACAACGAUCACAAACUACAAUUGCUUAUAAAUUUGAAGCAUAGCAACCAAUACAUUUCCCCCUUUUCUGCUCUUUCCCUCCUUUUAAUAAUAAUUGCUGACUCUUUGUUCAAGAAAGAUUUACAUAUUUUCUUUAUUUUCAACCAAAACCCAUUAAAGAUUUAACCUCUUUAAAAAAAAAAAAAAAAAAAAAAUCCAAAAUGUCACAAGAAAGAUUAGUCAUUGUAACCUUUGUUGUUCUUGCUGUUUUUAUGGCUAUGGUAUCGACUGGAUCAGGGGUUGGAGUGAACUGGGGAACAUUAGCUAGUAAUCAAAUUUCACCUAGAAAGAUAGUUCGAAUGCUCAAGGAAAAUGGGUUCACUAAGCUUAAGCUGUUCGAGGCCGAUGAGUUGAUUUUGGCGGCUUUAAUGGGGACUCAUAUUGAGGUCAUGGUGGCCAUACCUAACCGUAUGUUGGAAGAAAUGAGUGACGAUCCUAAGGCUGCCGCUUCUUGGGUUCAAGCCAAUGUGACCAGUUACUUGUACACUGGUGGAGUCAAUAUCAGGUAUGUUGCUGUUGGAAACGAACCAUUCCUAGAAGCAUAUAAUGGUUCUUAUCUACAUACUACAUUGCCGGCUCUUAUGAACAUUCAACAAGCUCUAAAUGAUCAAGGUGUGGGGUCAAGGGUCAAAGCAACAGUCCCUUUGAAUGCAGACAUCUACUUCUCUCCUGAUUCAAACCCUGUACCAUCUGCUGGAGAUUUCCGCCCUGAAAUCAGAGACAUAACAAUUGAGUUAGUCCAGUACCUCCAAGUCAAUGAUGCUCCCUUCACUGUCAAUAUCUACCCUUUUCUUAGUCUCUACAGUGAUGAAUACUUCCCCAUGGACUUUGCUUUCUUUGAUGGGAAGCAUUUCAAGCCUCUUAUCGAUGGUGAUAGAGUGUACAAAAACGUGUUUGAUGCCAAUUUCGACACCCUUGUUUCGGCCUUAGAGAAAGCAGGUUUCCCUGACAUGAAGAUCAUAGUUGGAGAAGUUGGUUGGCCAACUGAUGGUGACAAAAAUGCCAACAUAAAAAAUGCCAAGAGAUUCAAUCAGGGAAUGCUGCAGCAUGCCCUGAGUGGGAAUGGAACCCCAGCUCGGAAAGGCAAGAUAGAGAUUUACCUGUUUAGUCUCAUUGAUGAGAAUGCCAAGAGUGUUGAGCCUGGGAACUUUGAGAGGCACUGGGGGUUAUUCGAGUAUGAUGGGAAGCCAAAAUAUGGGCUUGACUUAACUGGGUCAAAGAAAAAUAAAGGAUUGGUGGCUGUGGAUGGAGUGGAAUAUAUGCUGAAAAGGUGGUGUGUUCUGAACCCAGAUGUUAAAUACUUGGAUGUAUUGCCAGAGAACAUUGAUUAUGCUUGUAGCUUGUCAGAUUGCACUGCUUUGGGUUAUGGAUGUUCUUGUAAUAAUCUGACUGUCCAUCAAAAUGCUUCUUAUGCUUUCAACAUGUACUAUCAGGUCAAUGAUCAGAGUAGAUGGACCUGUGAUUUUUCUGGUUUGGCUAUGGUGACAGAUGAGGACCCUUCUGUUGGGGACUGCCAGUUCCCUGUGAUGAUUGCUUAUGGUUCUUCAUUGCAAAGUGGUAUGUCAGAAAAGGUCAUGAGAAUUGUUGGCCUAUUUACUUUGUUAAUCAUUUUGCUAUGAUUAGAGGAAAAAGAGAAUUAAGUUUUAGGUAGAAA
This is a messenger RNA of Cannabis sativa, 2652 nucleotides long. RefSeq names its product glucan endo-1,3-beta-glucosidase 8. Gene Ontology annotation, molecular function: hydrolase activity, hydrolyzing O-glycosyl compounds. The transcript is spliced from 2 exons. NCBI's taxonomy places the organism in Eukaryota, Viridiplantae, Streptophyta, Magnoliopsida, Rosales, Cannabaceae. Gene Ontology annotation, biological process: carbohydrate metabolic process. Bases 1160 to 2617 code for a protein of 485 amino acids. Gene Ontology annotation, cellular component: plasma membrane. The record is from RefSeq and is a predicted model, not a curated record.